CUUGAUCUACGUGAUUACGACCGAGUUCAGAUUUGUUAUUUUCAGCGCGACGGGCACUGAACGUUAUCAGACUAUCAGAGGUUUCGUCUGUUCGACUGAUAACAAAUGAACUGCCGCCCAUCGUCGGACGAUAAACAAAAUAGUUUCCUUCGAUGGUAACUCGGUCGUCUCUAUAAAUUUGUCAUCGAUUUAUGUCAACUAUCGCUACUCCGUCCACGUCAUCUAGGAUGAUGGACGGAGACAGUGAUAAAUAUUUGUCAACUAUAUCUUAUGAAAAAAAGAUAUUAGCCAAGGAAAAUAUAGAAUUGAUAUUAGGGAAAGAUGUCAAGGAUUUUUUGGACAAAAAUCUAAUUUUCCGUAAUAUUUUUAAAUGUUUACGUUGUGAACUAAUUUUUGAGAAUGAACACCAAUCUCAUAAUUGUAUAGCAUUACCUUUAAACAUCAAUAAACAGAAGAAAUUAAAACGAGUAUUCAAAUGUUCACUAUGUGAUAAACACUAUCUUUUUCCAUCAUUAGCUAUGCUCCAUUUAAAACGUCAUCAAAAAUGUUUUGAAAAUAAAGUAAAGAACAUAUGUGAUAUUUGUAACGUCAAAUUUGAAACUACGAAAGAAUUAAAAGACCACUUUGAAGUGAAACACAAUAUUAUUCAAUUUCAAUGUAAUAUUUGCGAUAAAUUAUUCAAACAAGCCAGGAAUUUACAGUAUCAUAUGAUGAGUCACUCUGGAGACAAACCAUAUCAGUGUGAGUUGUGUGGACAUAAAUUUACUAGGGCCGAUCAUUUGGUUAGACAUCGAAGAGACAACUGUGAUCAAAUGGAAUUUGAAUGUGACUUAUGUGGAAAAAUUUACAAUACUAAAAGAGGUAUAAGAACGCAUUUGAAAGUGCACUAUGACAGCCCAAAGCCUGGUACUAUAUGGGCGUUGUAUACAGAAUCUGGACAAAAAUAUUAUGAAUGCACAUUAUGUAGCAAAACAUUUACACAAUUUUCUAGAUUCAAGGAACACAUUCGAACACAUACUGGUGAAAAACCUUUUGAGUGUCAAAUUUGUAAUAAAAAGUUUACCUGCCAUUAUAAACUUAAAAUGCAUGGUGAUGUGCAUACAAAUGAUAGACCCUUCAAAUGCAAUUAUUGUGAGCUUAGUUUUAAAAAUCGAAGAUACCUUAAUAAACACAUGCGCAAACAUGAUGGAAUUAAGAAAUAUCAAUGUAGAAUUUGCAAUAAAGAAUUUCAAUGGUACAAUAGUCUGAAAUAUCAUAUGGUCUCACACUCUGGUGAUAAACCAUAUGUGUGCAUUGAAUGUAACAAGUCUUAUUCACAUCUAAGUACCUUAGUAGCUCACCAACGGACCCAUAGUGGGGAAAAAAAUUAUGGAUGCCAUAUUUGCAAUAAAAAAUUUAGUCAUUCUAAUACGUUAAAAAACCACAUAAUCACUCAUAGUGAAGAUAAACCAUUCAAAUGUCAUCUAUGUCCAGCUCAGGUUGCUACAUGUGCGUCAUUGAAAACUCACUUGAAAACACAUGGUGGAGAUUUUCAAUGUAGUUUCUGUGGCAGUACUUUUUUCCAAUUAUCCAAUCUUAGAUGUCACGAACGUAAAAUACAUGGCAAAACAGAUUUCUAUGACUGUGGAGAAUGUGAAGAAAAAUUCAGCUCAAAAUUGCAAAUGAAAGAGCAUUUAAGACAUGAACAUAACAUUAUAUUCACAAAAACUGUUACUGUAUAUGAUGUUGAUUUUAUACAAGGUUUCUAUGAUUGAUCAUAUUGUAUCAAUUUAAUAAUUUGUUUUUUAAAUAUAACAAAUGUUUAAAAAAAUUGUUGAUAACCAAUAAACAUUGGUUUAUUUUUAAAAAAUUAUAUUAUUUUAUGUUAUGUAGUUAAAUUAGAAAAUUUGUCAUUAUACCUUUUUCAAGGCUGGCUUAAUGGCAAUGUAGUUGCAUAAGCAUAGUGCAUUGCAUAUUUAAAUGCUCCAUAGCCAAUCAGAUAAAUUGAACUAUUAGAUAUUUAUGGCUGAUUGUCACAGUUUGACAGUUACACAAUUAUUACAUAUUGUUAAUAAUUCAUUAGUUAUUACUUAUUAUUUAUUUUAAUGCAAUAUUAAUUGUAUUAUUUACUUAUUGUUUAGUUUUGUGUUAUUUAGUGAAUUAGUUAUGAUUAGUUAAAACAAAUUGUAUUUAUUCAGUUAUCUAGAUUUAUUGAUGUGCAUAAAAUCGUACUGACUAAGUACCACCAAACCUUACCACUAAAUUGGUUUCUUAAAAAAAAUUUCUCAAAUACCCAAUAUUUAUCAAGCCCUGUCUUUGAUUUUAUAGUGUUUUUUAAGACAAUUGUGUUCAUUAAUUAUAACCAGGACUUAAAAGUUGGAUCACUUAAAAUGUUACUUUUUAGCUUUUAAAUAUGCACUAUAACUAGCACAAAAAAUCAAAAAAUAUGCAUUUAACUUGAAAAAAAAUUAAAUGUAAUUUUACAAAUUUUUGAGCUCACAGACGUCAAGGACUGUCUAGACUGGUUGAAUUAUAAACUGUUAGCAAAAUUGUUAAAUUAUUUAAAUAUAUAUGUAAAAGUUUA
Messenger RNA from Rhopalosiphum maidis (corn leaf aphid), 2563 nucleotides. RefSeq names its product zinc finger protein OZF-like. Gene Ontology annotation, cellular component: nucleus. The coding region runs from base 192 to 1754 and encodes 520 amino acids. Lineage: Eukaryota; Metazoa; Arthropoda; Insecta; Hemiptera; Aphididae. The record is from RefSeq and is a predicted model, not a curated record. Gene Ontology annotation, molecular function: DNA-binding transcription factor activity, RNA polymerase II-specific; RNA polymerase II transcription regulatory region sequence-specific DNA binding. Gene Ontology annotation, biological process: regulation of transcription by RNA polymerase II. The transcript is spliced from 5 exons.